AUGGCCUCCGCAGCUGUCCAGGAUGUCCAGCGAAUCCAAACUGAGCAGCUGAAAUCUCAGUAUGGAAACAAGCUAUCCAACCAGUUCGUUGAUGAACUGAAAUCUUCUACCAUGUUUCAGUAUGAUUGGUCGGAGCUUAUCAGCGCUGCACCAACCGCUCUCGCCUUGAUGGGAUCUCUUUGGAUCGCAGCUGCGGAUCCAAAGGCUGACAAGAUCUCCAUGGUCAAGUCGAUGCCUACUGGGGGAUUCAAGCACAUCCCCAACCGUGCCGAGCCGACCUUGAGGUCUUGCUUGGUUGAUGGUAAGAUUACCGUUGUCUUCCAACGUCUGGGUCCUUGUACUGUUGAUGAGGACGCCCUUGAAGAUUUCAAUGACGCCCUGCAGAGUUUCAACGAUGACGCACAGAGAUGCGCUAAACUCGCCACUGAGACUCGUCAGGCUUUCGCCACGUGGGGCCUUAUGGUGGGAGAACUCCAUGCAUGCACUGAAGCAGAGUCAGGUAUCACCUCUAUCCAAAAGGAAGCCACUCGCAUCCAGGAAGAGACAACCAAGGUGGAGGAGAAGUUCGCUGUACAGGCCCAGGAAGAUGCUAAAAGCCUGGUCGAAGCCGCUGCCAAGUCUCUUAAGAGAGCCGAGGAUCGUCUCGAUAAGUCCAUCGAAAAGGUCCCAAGUGCUUUGGAGAGCAUGGUUGGUGGUAUUGUCUCUGGAUUUACCCAGUCAAUCCCCCAGAUCAUGUCGAGCGUGGUGCCUCAGAUGCUUGCAGCCUCUAACCCCGGUCUCGCCGCAGCUUCUGCUCUUGUAGGAGGCUCAAUGGCGCAACAGGCCUCCGCGAAUGGGACAGCUUCCAACGGCGCACGCAACGGCUCAAACGCUGCCCCAACUGCCACCAGCGAUCCUUCUUAUGCCGCCGCAACUGGAAUCCGCGAUCUUGUCAACUACCUAUACGAAUACUUGGGAGGCGAUGCUGGACAGCCUGAUUGGUCAAAGUUUGAAUAUGACUCCAAGACUGGUACUCAAGGAGUGGCUUACUUCUUGGGCACUAUUCAGUCGCAGCAGUCCAACGUUGAGGUCACCAAUACUGAACCUAACAAGAAGCUCAUGGGAGUUUACAGUACCUUGAAGAGUGUGAUCCAAGAGAUUGGCCAGUAUCUUAAGGAUCAGAAUGACAUUUCUGCCAGCAAGUCUCCUGACGCUAAGGUGAAGUCAUGGAAGGCCACUGUCAAAGGUGCCAGAAACGAUGUUCUUUCACUCGCUGCGGCCGGAAAUGUGGGAAGCUCCAGUAGUGUACCCAAUCCAUUUGCCAACGUUCCGGCGACCAAGCCUGAUAAUUCAGCCCAAAUUGCUCAGCUGAACAGUGCUUCACAGGCUGUUCAGAUAGCCCAGAAUGCCGUUGACGCCAAGCAAGAUGCAUACGAUGCAGCUAUUGCUAAGCAGCAGAAGUCUGCCGCUGCUAUGAGCAACAUCCAGCAGAACCUCAAGAGACUCCAGGAACAAGGAAAAACUCUUGAAGAGAUUAAGUCCGUUCUGCGAAACUGCAUCAGCGUUUUGGUCGACCUGGCAGCUCAGAUCGGCAAGCUUGAACAGUUCUUCAUCAUGCUCACCACCGUUAUCGACAACAUCAUCAUGGUACGAGCCAACGACUUCACCAAGGAAAUGUCCAAGGGUGGACGCCGAGCUCUGAGGAACGGGGUUAUCAAGUUCGACGAUCUCGCCAAGACCACAAUCUACACUUCAACUCUGCAGUUGAAGGGUUACUUUUCCCUUCUCCAAGACAUCUCCCACAUGUACACUAUUGUCGACAAGCCCUACGUUCGCGAUGGCCUCGAUCUUUGUGGUCAGCUAUCGAAGGGUACUGCAUCAGGCCAGUCAAGUGUUGCCAUGCAGGAGCAACUCUCGAUCUACAUGGAUAAGACAGGAAAGGUUAUCAAGGACAUUAUUGCCAAACAGCAGAAGGAGAUCGUUGAUGGUCUCAAGGACCGUGUGAGAAAGGCUGCAGAGACCUCACAGUUGGUUGAAGACGUUAUUGCCAAGAGUGGAUUACCCGUAAGCAAGGAUGCCAAAGCAGCAAUCGAGUCUGGAGCAGAGGCGGCCAAAGAGGAUGCUAAGCGCACGAUUGACGAUAGACACAGUGAGACUGUCUCAGACAACGAGAGAAAGGACUCCAGCAAUUGGUAG
Messenger RNA from Fusarium graminearum PH-1, 2175 nucleotides. RefSeq lists its product as uncharacterized. NCBI's taxonomy places the organism in Eukaryota, Fungi, Ascomycota, Sordariomycetes, Hypocreales, Nectriaceae. Bases 1 to 2175 code for a protein of 724 amino acids. The record is from RefSeq and is a predicted model, not a curated record. The transcript is spliced from 4 exons.